UUUUUCCAGUUGAAAGUGAGCUGCCUUCAUGAGCUCAUCUUGUCGGACCAGAAGGACAAGUUUCAAGAAGGACGGCCGGUCUGACCGCUUCCUCCACAUUGACUCUGCAAUGUAUCAGACGUUACGGACGUCUUUACUAUCAAGUGCCCGGUGCUGGGAUGCCAACAGUCAGCAGUCAUACCAGACCCUGUUCGAUCGGCUCGACACCAACAACGAUGGGAAGGUGGACGUGGCCGAGCUGCGGGCGGGCCUCAAGGCGAUGGGGAUAUUCCGGCACGGAGCGGCACAGAAGAUCGUGUCAUCCGGUGACCAGAACAAGGACGGGUGUUUGGACUUCAACGAGUUCACCAAAUACCUGAAAGAGCACGAGAUGAAGCUUUGGCUGACUUUCAAGAGUCUGGACAGGAACAACGAUGGGCGCAUCGAUGCCUCAGAGAUCCAGCAGUCGCUUGCAGAGCUCGGCAUACAUCUCAGCAAGGAGCACGCCCAGAAAAUCUUACAGAGUAUGGACAUCGACGGGACCAUGAUGGUUGACUGGAACGAGUGGCGAGAACACUUCCUACUGUACCCUGCCCACAACCUAGAAGAGAUCAUCCGCUAUUGGAAGCACUCCUCGGUGCUGGACAUAGGCGACAGCCUUGCCAUCCCGGAUGAGUUUACAGAGGAGGAGAAGAGCUCAGAUGUCUGGUGGAAGCAGCUUGUUGCGGGUGCUUCUGCAGGGGCAGUCUCUCGAACUGGAACUGCCCCACUGGACCGACUGAAAGUCUUCAUGCAGGUUCAUUCUUCCAAAACAAACCGCAUAGGCCUAAUAGGGGGUUUCAGGCAGAUGAUCGUGGAGGGGGGUCUGACUUCACUGUGGAGAGGAAAUGGAAUCAACGUCCUGAAGAUCGCUCCCGAGACUGCCAUCAAAUUCAUGGCAUACGAACAAUAUAAGAAGUUGUUGUCAUCAGAGGGAAAGAAGAUUGAGACGCAUAAGAGGUUUAUGGCUGGCUCCAUGGCUGGGGCAACAGCACAGACAGCCAUCUACCCUAUGGAGGUCUUAAAGACUCGCCUGACCUUGAGGAAAACUGGCCAGUAUGCAGGAAUGUUUGACUGUGCCAAGAAAAUCCUGAAGAAGGAGGGCGUCAUAGCUUUCUAUAAGGGCUACAUUCCAAACCUGCUGGGGAUCAUUCCUUAUGCCGGGAUAGACCUCGCCGUGUACGAGACUCUGAAGAACGCCUGGUUGUCGUAUUAUGCCAAAGACACAGCUAAUCCUGGAGUUCUGGUGCUGCUGGGCUGUGGGACCAUCUCCAGUACGUGUGGUCAGUUAGCCAGUUAUCCGCUCGCACUCGUACGCACACGGAUGCAGGCACAAGCAUUACCAUGAACUGCAUGUUUUAAAACAUCUGCCAGUGGUCAGGUUGAACCAGCAGCUGCUUCCCAACAAGUGUUGACCGGUCAGAGCUGUCUGAGCCUUUACGGAAAGGGGUCUUUAAAAAAGAAAAUAACAGAAAGAAAUGACACCAAGAAAAACAUAUCAGGGGAUAAUACUGUUGUGUAUCUUACUGUUUUUUUCUUUUAUAUUAAAGCAUGUAAACAAAUUUAGGUAAAUAAAUUUAUGAAUAAUAAAAAUGAACAUCAGAAA
Oryzias melastigma (Indian medaka) is the source of this 1624-nucleotide messenger RNA. RefSeq names its product calcium-binding mitochondrial carrier protein SCaMC-1. Gene Ontology annotation, biological process: transmembrane transport. Bases 29 to 1366 code for a protein of 445 amino acids. The transcript has 11 exons. Lineage: Eukaryota; Metazoa; Chordata; Actinopteri; Beloniformes; Adrianichthyidae. The record is from RefSeq and is a predicted model, not a curated record. Gene Ontology annotation, molecular function: calcium ion binding; ATP transmembrane transporter activity. Gene Ontology annotation, cellular component: mitochondrial inner membrane.